AAAUCCCAGUCCUCAAUUUGCAUAAGAACCUCUCAAGAAACUUCCAAGUCCUCACAACUCGACUUUUCUUGUAUUUUUCUUUCUUCUUUUAUAUCAUCUAACUUUUCUUGUAAUUGCUUUCCAAAGAACAACAACAACCCAAAAAAAAUAGGAUUGUUUUGCGAUGGAAAGACAAAAAAGCAUGGAGAAAGGGUUACUGAGGAAGAGCUUAAGCAUUAGAGAGCGAAAGUUCCCAAACGAAGACGUUUUCUUAGAAGCCGGGUUAUCGAGGAAAUCUCCGAGAGAGAUUAUUAAGAAAGCUCAAAACGACGACGGUGACUGUCGUGUUACCGCCUCUGUUUUUCUCAGCACCUUUGUUGCCGUCGCUGGCUCCUUCUGCACCGGUUGUGGCGCGGGUUUUUCAUCGGGUGCGCAAGCAGGGAUUACCAAAGAUUUAUCGCUCUCAGUUGCAGAGUACUCAAUGUUCGGGUCGAUUUUGACAUUAGGAGGCUUGAUUGGUGCAAUAUUCAGCGGUAAAGUCGCCGAUGUCUUGGGAAGAAAGCGGACUAUGUUGUUUUGCGAAGCCUUUUGCAUUACAGGCUGGCUUGCCGUAGCAUUUGCUCAGGACGCAUUGUGGCUGGAUUGUGGAAGAUUGUUACUUGGAAUCGGUGUUGGUUUAUUUAGCUACGUGAUUCCAGUCUAUAUAGCCGAAAUUGCACCAAAACAUGUCCGUGGAUCGUUUGUGUUUGCCAAUCAACUGAUGCAAAAUUGCGGCAUUGCGCUCUUCUUCAUCAUUGGCAACUUUCUUCCAUGGCGAUUAUUGGCAACAGUCGGUAUGAUUAUGUCCAGAUGUUAUAAUCUACUAAUUCAGAAAAUGACAAGAUAUAAUUUAAACCGGUCGAUUUUUAACAUUAUGUUUUGUAUGUUUCCAGGCUUCGUGCCAUGUGUGCUCCACGUUUUUUGUUUAUUUUUUAUUCCCGAGUCUCCAAGAUGGCUGGCGAAAAAAGGUCGUGAUAAAGAAUGCCGAUCUGCUUUGCAACGCCUUAGGGGAUCUGACGUGGACAUUUCUCGUGAAGCAAACAUAAUUAGAGAUACCAUUGAAAUAUCAGAGCUCGAUGGUGAAACUGGAAUGACUGAAUUGUUUCAGAGACGAUAUGCAUAUCCGUUAGUUAUCGGAGUCGGUUUAAUGUUUUUGCAACAAUUGAGCGGGAGCUCGGGUAUGACCUAUUAUGCCAGCAGCCUCUUCCAAAAAGGAGGAUUUCCAAGUGCUGUUGGCACAUCUGUAAUAGCCACGAUCAUGGUUCCGAAAGCAAUGUUGGGAACAAUUAUAGUCGAUAAAUUGGGGAGGAGAACGCUCCUAAUGGCUUCUUGUGCUGCAAUGGGCUUUAGUGCUUUGCUCUUAAGUGUUUCCUAUGGUUUCCAGUCAUUUGGAAUUCUCCCAGAUCUCACUCCCAUCUUCACUUGCAUCGGCGUAUUGGGUCACAUUGUGUCAUUUGCGAUGGGAAUGGGAGGACUACCAUGGAUUAUAAUGGCUGAGAUAUUUCCUAUGAAUGUGAAAGUGUCAGCUGGAACCUUAGUUACCGUAACUAAUUGGUUAUUUGGUUGGGUUGUCACUUAUACUUUCAAUUUCAUGCUACAAUGGAACGCAUCAGGAAUGUUCUUCAUCUUCUCAAUGGUCUCCGCCUCAUCGAUUGUAUUUAUAUACUUUUUGGUACCGGAGACAAAAGGCCGAUCACUUGAAGAAAUACAAGCAUUGCUCUCCAACUCUGUACAAUAAUAUCGUUUUGGGUAAAGUAAGCAUAUAAAUCGAUUAUUGUAAUUGACCAAAAAAAAAAAUGUAAUUGGUGUGAGUUUGAAUGAGAUUUGUGUAUGGAUCGAAUUUUGGAUGGAAAAAAGUCAACAAUCAAAUUGUAUACUGUAUUUUCCUGUUUGGGAAUAUGUAUGAUUUUAGUUAUAUGCAAAGGAGAAAUAUACUUUUUUCAAA
Messenger RNA from Eutrema salsugineum, 1963 nucleotides. Its product is annotated as sugar transporter ERD6. Gene Ontology annotation, biological process: transmembrane transport; carbohydrate transport. Gene Ontology annotation, molecular function: sugar transmembrane transporter activity. The transcript has 17 exons. The record is from RefSeq and is a predicted model, not a curated record. Bases 164 to 1756 code for a protein of 530 amino acids. Lineage: Eukaryota; Viridiplantae; Streptophyta; Magnoliopsida; Brassicales; Brassicaceae. Gene Ontology annotation, cellular component: membrane.